Trypanosoma theileri is the source of this 618-nucleotide messenger RNA. RefSeq lists its product as uncharacterized. The record is from RefSeq and is a predicted model, not a curated record. The transcript has a single exon. Lineage: Eukaryota; Euglenozoa; Kinetoplastea; Trypanosomatida; Trypanosomatidae. Bases 1 to 618 code for a protein of 205 amino acids.
AUGCUUGCUUCAGAGGAGUUGUUGCUCGCCCACGCCCGCGAGCGGAGGACGGAGGAUGUGCUGCGCGAGGCGGAGGCUCUCGAGUGUAGUUUGUCGGGGGCGGAGUUGGGGCCCUCGUCGUUGCUUCUCCGCGUCCUUGUGACGGCAUACCUUGUGCACAACGACGUGGUGAAUGCGACGCUGGCGCUGCGGCGGUGGGCUGCGGUCGGGGUUGACGAGCAUGAGGAAAGCGAGCGAGUGGCGCUGGAGUGCGUUGCCCGCCACUGUGGCCGUUAUGCGUAUGGCGAGGCCUUCCGGGCGGCACUACGUGGCUGCUGCAGUGGCCGUAUUGGUGGUAGUGCUGUUGGCGCUGCGGAUGUCGUGGGGUGUCUGACAAACUGUCUUCUGGACUGCUUGGCUGCGCGGCACCUCCACCAGCGGAGGAACUUCCACGGCGAUGCUGUUGGUGUGGACGGACACGCGGCAUCUCUUGGAGUGGCGCCAGAGGAGCUGGAGACACGGCUGCAGCGUGUGCGGGAGGAUGAGUUGCGGCGCAUGAGAUCCGAGGUGGGGCGUGGCUCGAGCGAGAAGAGGUGCGAUAUGCUGCGGUGCAUAAUGCAGGUUGGAAAGACCAUUUAG